This is a messenger RNA of Hemicordylus capensis (graceful crag lizard), 2401 nucleotides long. Its product is annotated as heterogeneous nuclear ribonucleoprotein M-like. NCBI's taxonomy places the organism in Eukaryota, Metazoa, Chordata, Lepidosauria, Squamata, Cordylidae. The transcript is spliced from 13 exons. Gene Ontology annotation, cellular component: nucleus; cytoplasm; post-mRNA release spliceosomal complex. Bases 36 to 1904 code for a protein of 622 amino acids. Gene Ontology annotation, molecular function: mRNA binding. The record is from RefSeq and is a predicted model, not a curated record. Gene Ontology annotation, biological process: alternative mRNA splicing, via spliceosome; regulation of mRNA stability involved in response to oxidative stress.
UGCGCCCACAGGGAUGCGCCGUUGUUGAAUUCAAGAUGGAGGAGAGCAUGAAAAAGGCUGUGGAAGUCCUCAACAAGCACAGCCUCAGUGGGAGGCCCCUGAAGGUAAAGGAGGAUCCUGAUGGCGAGCAUGUCCAAAGAGCUGUGCAGAAGGCCAUGGCAGCAUCAGGUGGCGGGAUGGGGAUUGGACCUGGCCCCGGCGGUCCCGGAAUGAUCAACAUCCCUCCCAGCAUCCUCAACAACCCCAACAUUCCCAAUGAGAUCAUCCAUGCCCUGCAGGCUGGCAGGCUUGGAAGCACAGUCUUUGUGGCUAAUCUGGAUUACAAAGUCGGUUGGAAGAAGCUGAAGGAGGUGUUCAGCAUGGCUGGCGUAGUUGUCCGUGCAGACAUCCUCGAAGACAAAGAUGGCAAAAGCCGGGGGAUUGGCACUGUGACUUUUGAGCAAGCCAUUGAAGCCGUGCAGGCCAUCUCCAUGUUCAAUGGGCAGCUGCUAUUUGAUAGACCAAUGCACGUGAAGAUGGACGAACGAGCCUUGCCGAAAGGAGACUUCUUCCCUCCUGAGCGGCCCCAGCAGCUUCCACAUGGACUUGGGGGCAUUGGCAUGGGGCUGGGACCAGGAGGGCUCCCUAUUGAUGCGAACCAUUUGAACAAGGGCUUGGGGAUGGGCAACCUGGGACCUGGAGGAAUGGGCAUUGAAGGCUUGGGCUUUGGAAUGAACAAAAUGGGAGGAAUGGAAGGCCCUUUCAGUGGCAUGGAGAGCUUGGGCCGUUUUCCUUCUGGAAUGAACCUUGGCAGGAUGAGUGAGAUGGACCGUGCAAUUGGAGGUGGAUUUGAAAGAGACUUCCCAAGAAAUGAGAUGGGAAUGCCCCGUAGCUUUGGAGACACCCUAGACAGAGGAAUAGGUGGCGGCGGAGGUGCCAGCAUCCCUACAAUUGAUAGGAUGGCCCCUGGGCUUGACCCCAUGGCCACCAGGAUUGAUAGGCUCCCCUCGGGGAUGGGACAUGGGAUAGAGAGAGUAGGAUCAGAGAUUGAUAGAAUGGGGCUGGUGCUGGACCGUAUGGGCUCCGGUGUGGAUAGGAUGGGAUCGGGCAUUGACCGGAUGGCGCCCCUUGGCAUAGAUCACUUGGCAUCCAGCAUUGACCGGAUGGGCUCCGGGAUAGACCGGAUGGGGACAGGGAUAGACCGGAUGAGCACCGGACUCGGUUUUGGCAUUGACCGCAUGGGCUCGGCUAUCGACCGUGUUGGGACCACCAUAGACAGGAUGGGCACUGGCGUGGACAGGAUGGGCACCGGCAUGGACCGGAUGGGGCUGGGCAUGGACCGCAUGGUACCCACAGGCAUGGGUCCAGUGAUGGAUCGGAUGCCAGCAGGGCUAGACCGCAUUGGGGCCGCCCCCAUUGACAGGAUGGGGCUGGACCGCAUAGCAGCCAGUAACAUGGACCGCAUGGGGCUGGAGCGGAUGGGGGCUGCGGCAACUAGCAUGGACAGGAUGGGGCCAGCCAUGGGGCAGGGCAUGGGGGCAGGGCUAGACAGGAUGGGGCUUGCCAUGGGUAGCACGUUUGAGAGAACCAUGGAUAUGGACCGGGGGAACUUCGCUGCUGGGAGCUUCACUGGUGCCCUUGGAAGUGGAGGAGCUGCUGCCGCCGCUGCUGGUGUAGCCCGGAAAGCCUGCCAGAUUUUUGUGAGAAAUCUUCCUUUUGACUUCACAUGGAAAAUGCUUAAAGACAAGUUCAAUGAGUGUGGUCACGUCCUGUAUGCAGACAUCAAGAUGGAGAAUGGGAAGUCCAAAGGGUGUGGUGUGGUUCGUUUUGAGUCCCCUGAAAUUGCAGAGAGAGCCUGUCGUAUGAUGAACGGCAUCCAGCUCCGUGGCAGAGAGAUUGAUGUGCGAAUCGAUAGAAAUGCUUAAACUUGCCUUUUUAAAUGCAGAGAGAGAGAGAGCUUGGGGUUUGUACUUCUUUCUUGUUAUGAACUUUUUUUAUUUGCCAGGAUGUAAAGAUGGUGAGACAACUCAGUUGCUUUUCUUGGAGUAAUUUUAAUUCUUUUUUUAAUAAGAUUUUUCCAUUUUACUGUGUCUCUUUUGCAUUGAAACUGUUUGUGCACAAUCCCAGUUCUUUGUAGUGGCGUCAUCUUGAAUUUAAAGAUGUGUAAAGUAUUGUCUUUGAUAAAUGCCAGUGACUGACUAGUGACUUUCAACCACCUUCUACUUGCUUCUUUCUGGUCAGAAAACCUCUUGGAAAAAUCCUCCUGAAGAGAGCUGAUUAUUGUCUCUGUUCUCCUGUUGAAAAUAGUUCCUCUGGAAACUUCUAGGAGUGUCUGAAUGGAAGUGUUUUGGGAUGUAUGGUAACAACCAAAACCAUGUGUCUAGUAUGAGAUGCGUCAAUAUUAAAAAAACAUUUUCUUGUG